GGAACGUUCCGCGCGCCGCGCUUCAUCUUCUGUCGCAUCUUUCUUUAAAACCGCCGUAUGACGUUCGGUCUACGCGUGUGAGUGUGUGCAUUAUCUCCGUAUAUACGCCGCGAGUGUGUGGUAUAAUAUAUAUAUAUAUAUGUGUGUGUGUGUGUGUGUGCAUUACGCCAAGUAAUCGCGUCGUCUUGCGCGUGAAGCACAGUGCUCUGGUGCAUCUCGGCUACGAUCUUCUCUUUCUUCGCCGUACUUCCACUUGUGCGCGUUAUAUCGGUGAUACACGUCAUCAUCUGUUCUCGCGACAUUGUGCGUAAAAAAAAAAAAAAAAAAUCAAAAAUUGUGUUCUCUCUUCGCCACGAGUUCCCUUUUCGGAUAAAGUCGUCUGAUAAUUUUUCCAUGUACGGCGAGCAGAGGAGCGCGCGCUUCUUGGAUUAGCCGCUCCCCUCGUGCUGUUUCUAUCACGACGCAAUCUCGAAGUACGGGGAACUCGGCGAGAGAAUGAGAGUGCCUUUGCCGUGCUUGUUGACGAGUGCUACGUGUGACCGGCGCGGUGAUAACUCGCCGUCGAGAUCGUUUUCGGUAACCCCGACGACAGCAGGCGUCGUUGUCGUCGUAUCCUGAACGCGCUCGUGGAUCGGGACCGGCUUCGAGAGAAGGACCGACAAGCUCGCGCGGCGAUGUCGGUUCAAGCAGAACAAGCGGCUGCAGGAGGUUCUGAUUCAAGACAUCAUCAUAACCGUAUGAACGCGCAUGCACAUUCUACCGAUACGAUCUUAUUCUCCCGUCCGCCAGUUAGGGUGAAUCCUGAUCCGCUGAUCCAGUCAAAAUUAGGAACUUUUACGAAUAUACAGCAUUUGCUCGACGAACCUGUACAGACUAGAGGUCUUAUCGGCAUCGAUCCCGUCCCGCAGAGCCCAGCGCCUUCGCCGCAAAGUUCGACGCCACGGAGUCCCACACCUUAUUCCACGUCGCACAGGUCGAGCUCUAGCUACUCCAAGACCAAUUCCCCGUCUGCGGAGUUUAAGAAACCAGGUGGGCUCGGAGGGCCCAACAACUCCUUAUCAUCUGCGUCAAGCUCGAGGAGUCACCAGGAACGGAGCAGCUUCGUUAAACCCGCGGACGGUAAGCUGUCGUACAGCAACCGAAGUGGCUAUUCGAGUCAGCUAGUUAAGUACAGCAGCAACAGCAGCAGCAGCAAUAAUGAUCAUCGCAGCCAUCUUUUACUUCCGGCCAAGUGUCUACCACAGCUGCACCCGCCUCCCCCCGUGAGAAACAACGGUAUGUUACCAGCCGGAAGUUCCAACGGUGUCAGCAACUCUAGCGGCAGCCUCGCGAGCCGCGUUCAAUUCAGCGGCCGACUAAAGUUAAGCGAAAUUAACGGAUCGCGGUCAUCAGUCGACAAUCUACCGGAUGUGGAAAACAUUCUGAAGGAAAUGACUGUGCCGCUCGCACCAGUGUCAGCGAUCGCGCAAACACCGCGGAAGGACCAGGAAUCGAAGUUCACUUUCAACACUCAUCUGGCGAAGUUGACAGAAGUCAAUCCGCCAGAGCCUCCAAAGCCUCAACGAGAGAGACAUGCCGCCAGUAGACUUUCUGCUGAUCUGGAGAAAGAUUUAAGCUUAUCUGAAGAUAGUGACGAUGAGGAGACCAAGGAAACAUUGUCGAGAUCCACGAGAAGAGACAGAAGUCCGGAUCUUCCACAAACCGACUUAGUAACGACACCAAUAAUCUCGGCGAUGACAUCGGCGCCGCAAUCUUUGUCGCCCAUCGUCAUAUCCCCUAUGGGACCAUUAUCGCCAACAUCACCGCGAGCGAUCAGUCCAUCAUCGCCUAAACGGGAUCGAGUGUCUCCUCUACCUGUUGCCAGCCAGCAUCCCUUGCAGUCCGCAUGUCCUCCGACAAAUUCAAUUGCCAAUGAUCAUCAGUCGAGUCCGCCCGAAGCGCCGCAGAGCUCGGGAAGUGCCAGCUCGAGCUCGGACUCGGGUUCAGAUUCGGGUUCGGAUAGUAGCGACGAUUCCGAGGACGAUGACGAUCGCGCGUCGAUCCCGCCGCCAACUAAAGGACCCACGACGCCUCCAUCGGUAUCGCCGAAGAGAGAUAAUCUGAUGGAAGAACCACCGCCCCCUGUGGAAGAGCGUCGAUGGGAUCUCAGCUCCUUCUUCAGUAAAAAAACAGCUAUGCAAUCCGGAGAGCAAAAUUCGGAAUCAAAGUCCACUCAGGAUAAUGCCAGGCAAGAAGAUACACUUGGGGCAACAAAUGAGACCAGUAGGUCACACAGAGAACAGUCACACGAUUGGGAAAAAUUAAAGGCGGUUCGUGAAAUAAUAAAAGAAGUAAUGAGUCCUCUCAGCGAUAGCGAUCAGCAUUCUGAUCAGCAAAAGAGUCAUCAGCUAAUAGAUGACAAUCGCGUUCAAACGGAAAAGUCAAAGAUGUCCGAUGUCAGAAAAGGACGCGGACGUCCUAGAAAAUCCACUAAAAGUCCGAAACGCGGACACCGAACGUCGGAUGAAGCUUUGAAGACAGGUAAGUCACGUAGCCGGACAAGAGCAGGCGGCGGGAUUGGCAAGAAAAAGCAACCGAUCUCAAAAGAAAGAGUGCCGACGAGCGAUGACGACAGCGAUUCGGAGACGCAAAGUGACUGUUCCGACAGCGAUCGUCGUCUCGCGAAAAUGAUGCCAACGAGAGGCGAGAAAAGAUCGAGGCUGAGCAUGUCGUCCAGCGACAAUGAAAGUUUGUUGGCCAAGAAAAACAAUAACAAUACCUCGGAGGACGACGCCGCGCGAUGGAGAAGAGUCACUCCCAUCAAACGAAACAAUCUAUCGGACUCGUCGAAAAAACAGGAUAAGAAGAAGAGUCCUACCAAGAGCAAACCUAGACGACCGAGGUCUCGAGUGACCAACGUUACGGGCGGCUCGGAUUCGGAUAGCGAAUCGGAAAUAUCUGUGCGAAGUAGUCGCAUCCAAGUUGCUCGAGUACCACCUAGACCACGAGCACCACCUACGAGAACGACGUCACCUGAUAAUUCGGACAGUGACAACAGCCCAGCGUCGAAGUUGCAGGAAGACGACGCUGGUAAUGUGCAAGACAAGAAGAAAAGCGACACGUUGCGUCAUGUCUUCUCAACGUCAAAAGGCGGUGGAAAAGGUGGCGGGAAAGGCGGAAAAGGUGGCAAAGGUGGCGGCAAAUGCGGUAUCUACGUAGAAGAAUACACAAAUAAUUCCGCUACGCAUACUCCGACUGGUGGAGACAGUCCUUACAAAAGACCGUCCUCUCAGACGUCGAGUGGGAAUAUUUUACGUUCAUCUCCAUCUUUUGCUCAAGGAAAUAACAUACCGAGCAUCAUGUGCAAGAUCGAGCUCAGUAGAAUAUCACCACAAAUAUUGCAGUUGUGCAGAGGACAAGAACUUAGACAACGCACAGAACUAUCCGAUACCAGGCCGUCAUCGAGGCAGCGAUCUUCUUCUAGCUUAGCAAUCUCACAACCGCCAAGAUCGUCCACACCGGAAGAAGGCGAAAUAAUUGACACACCGCCUCCGCAGCAAAUCGCCACGUCGGAUCGUACGAGGAUCCAUCGCGCUGACGGACUGUUGGACGAUAGAAAUUCCCGGUCUGUGAUCAAGGCUCAAUCCAUACCCUCGGACUCGAAGAGCAGUGGAAUCAUUGGAAAUGCCGGUAGCACUAGCAAUACCGGUAUUAACGCGCCCAAAAGAAAACGAAAUCCAAGUUGCAGCUCUAUUUCUAGUUCAAGUCCCGCUCAAUGUUUAGCUGAUACGAAAACGAAGAGUUCUUCCGAGCACAAAGACAGGAGCCGCAAAAAGCAGCGAAGAGCUUCGCCAAGUCAGCACAAUGAUAUUCAGCCCACAAAUCAUGAAAGGGAUACCAGUGAAGAUACAAAUCUACUACCACCACCACCUCUCCCGACUCAACGCGUCUACUAUUCGUAUUUCGAUCCUCAAAAUGAAAUUUUGGAGGAUCAGGAGAGCACGUACAUCGAAGAGUCUAAAAACCUCUUGGCACGCUCUUCGACAUGGGACCAAAAUCAGUACCUGACUGAAGCUAAGCGAUUGAAGCACAAUGCUGAUGAGGAGAGUGAGCUUACAGCGCAAGGCAUGAUGUACCUAGAAGCGGCUUUAUACUUUCUUUUAACCGGCGACGCAAUGGAGUCGGAUCCAGUCACGGAGAAGGCGUCGUAUACUAUGUACAAAGACACUCUCAGUCUCAUCAAAUAUAUCUCGUCGAAAUUCAAAAGUCAACCCAACAACUCGCCCGAGAAUAGUAUACACACCAAACUAGCUAUUUUGAGCCUUUGGUGUCAAUCGCGUCUUUAUUCUAAGCUCUACAAUUUACGCAAACAAGAGGUGAAAGAGGUUCAAAAGAUCAUUAGUGACUUUACAAAUCAGAAGCAAUGUUUUCAGCAACCUUCUCAGCAACCAGCUCAGACAACGCCGGUACAGCCGGAGGGACAAGGUACGCCUUCUCUUUCGCCUACGCCAUCGCCCGCCGGUUCCGUAGGUUCCGUCUGUAGUAGUUCUGGAUACAGUAGCGGCGGUCAAGCUACGUCGGUUAGCGUGCCAUUGCACGUCUAUAACGCAAUGAUGAAGCAGAAUCAGUAUUCAGGAUUACUUACCAACGGUCACGACCUCUGGGACCAGGCGAUGAAGCAAGCGAAGCAAGAAGAACACAGAAAUUUUUUCAUCGAUUUAGAUCGAAAGUUGGGACCUCUGACUGCGUAUAGUUCGCUACGCGAGCUCGUGCGCUAUGUUCAAGCGGGUAUAAAAAAGCUACGAGCUCUCUGACCACAGUGGCACAGCCCCCGACCACCCACUCCAAACUACAUUACUUCGCUUCCUCAAAAUAUAGUCACUUAUCCGACUAUGUUCACGUAAUUGCGUCAUAGCGUCGCGACAUUACGUGUUAAUCGCUGUAACUAGGACAAACGACGAUGCGUAAAAACGUAAAGAAAUAGUAAGACGCGAGAUGGCGAUGUGGCGAAAUCGUAAACUGACUUUUUCUUUGAGGAAAGUGAUCUCGGGGAGGGGAGGGGGUACGACCGAAUAAUAACGGUCGAUCCACAAAACACAAAAGAAGAAGAAAACAAGAGAACAGCUGAUAGAAUUUUUCUUUAGUCGGACGAUCCGAAACGACAUAGGGGCAUUCUUGAGAUAAAAUUAGCAGCAAGUUUUUCAUAUAGUCAAUUGCGAAACGCGUGUUUCGAAGAGACGAGGAGAUACUAGCUCGGAUGCGGACGAGCGCUCAUCAUCUUUAACAUGGUGCAUAACGGAACCUCGUACACUUUGUUUAUAGAGCACGUGUUACUUGAUUUCGCGCAGCGGAGAAUCGUCGAGCGGAGAUAAUAUAAAGGCGCUCGUGAGCGACGAAUGUUUAAAACACUUUAAAUUUAUACGUUGACAUCUUGCGUCUAUUUUUCCGAAGUGUCAGCUUUGUAAGUUAAUGCAUGUAGAUACCGACGCGAGAUUGAAAGAACGGCUCAAAGAUAGAGAAAAAAGAGAGGAAAAAUAGUAGGACCGUAAAAAAAGAAAAAAAAAGAAAAAAGUAAAACCACGAAGGAGUAGAAGUGCCACUGUAAAGCGCCCGUGUGUUCUCGCUUCACGGUGCGCCACAGCCGACGUUACCUGAAGUAGCACGAGUAUCGUUUUUCGGCGAUUCGAGUGCGAUGAAUACAUAUAUAUAUAUAUAUAUAUAUAAAUAUAUAUAUAUAUGUGGUAGUAUGUGUGCGGGUGUGUGUGUAUCUGCGUACGUGUAUUCGUACACAAGUGCACACGCACGCACGCACGUACGCACACAACAAGAAUAUAUACAUAUUUAAUAUAUACAUUACAUAUAGUUUAUUAC
This is a messenger RNA of Pseudomyrmex gracilis, 5850 nucleotides long. It is a transcript of the gene lilli, whose product is annotated as serine/arginine repetitive matrix protein 2. Gene Ontology annotation, biological process: regulation of gene expression. NCBI's taxonomy places the organism in Eukaryota, Metazoa, Arthropoda, Insecta, Hymenoptera, Formicidae. The record is from RefSeq and is a predicted model, not a curated record. The transcript is spliced from 19 exons. Bases 675 to 4793 code for a protein of 1372 amino acids. Gene Ontology annotation, cellular component: super elongation complex; nucleus.